This is a messenger RNA of Gekko japonicus, 1137 nucleotides long. RefSeq names its product ATP synthase, H+ transporting, mitochondrial Fo complex subunit s (factor B) (gene DMAC2L). The record is from RefSeq and is a predicted model, not a curated record. NCBI's taxonomy places the organism in Eukaryota, Metazoa, Chordata, Lepidosauria, Squamata, Gekkonidae. The transcript is spliced from 4 exons. Bases 64 to 669 code for a protein of 201 amino acids.
AGGGAUGACGAAGCAGAUACCUGAGUCUCCACAGCUGUAAACCGCACCUGGUUCAGUAGCGGCAUGAUGCUGUUUGAACACUUGACACGCCGGGCAUGCAGGAUUCAGAAGCUGCCCUCUUGCAAUACUUACAGGCACCUCUGGGGAUGGCUGAAUGCUGUUUUUAACAAGGUCGACCAUGAGCGGAUCCAGGCUGUUGGCCCGGACAGAGCAGCCUCGGAAUGGCUCCUGCGCUGCGGGGCCCACGUGCGCUACCAGGGCCUCGAUAAAUGGCAGCAGGAUUACAACGGGCUCCCUUCGGGGCCGUUAGGGAAAUACAAGAUACAAGCCAUCGACGCCACGGAAUCUUGCAUCAUGUACAGGGGAUUCGAUCACCUGGAUGGCCUAGAGCACGUGGAGGAGAUCAAGCUUUGCAAGUGCGCGUACCUGCAGGACGAGUGCUUGCAGCGGCUCAGCGAGAUCCAGAACUUACAGAGGAGCCUCCUGCGUCUCUGGAUCAUUUCCUGUGGGGACGUCACAGACCAAGGCAUCGUCGCUCUGCAUAAGCUCAGUAAUCUGCAGUAUUUGUGCCUGAGCGACCUCCCCGGGGUCAGACAGAAGGAAGCGACUGCCGAGAUCCUUAGGAAAUCAUUGCCGUCCCUGGUGUUGGAAUUAGAUUUGGAAUCGUAAGCAAUCAUGUGCUAUUUCGCCUGACUGUAUGAUUUGAAAAUAAAGAACUGCCUUGCAUCAUGUUUGCCCCCAGAGUAAGUUCUAGUCCUUCCACAUUUGGAGAUGAUGAUGUUCUCAGAGAGGGGUCUGGAAGGGCUCUUUUUGGCUCCAGUGGCAAGCACCGGCAUCAUCCGCAGUGAUGUUUGAGUAAUGUUAGAGCUCUUUGAGUUAUAUUGCUCUGAGCCCGGCUGCUAAGGAGAAGAGAUACCAGCACCGGCCAGUCAUGCAGGACAUCCCAUAGCCCAGCAGUUAGUGCAGGAGCAGCCCUGCGUAAUGCUUCAUGGGCAUCUUCUUGUUUGUUGACUGUAAAACAGUCUUAUUUCACAGGGCUUCUUUGUUGACUAAGGAAGCCGGAAUCUGACCGGUAAAUGUUGUUGUUCAGUCGCACAGUCGAGUCCGACUCUUUACGACCCCAUGGACCAGAUCACG